AUGGCUGCCAACACCGGCGUGGACGUCUCUACUCACAUAGCCUCAACAGCUGACCUCGAACAACGCGCUGCCCGCAUUGCCGAUCCGAGUAUAGAUCUUACUACGAAAAAUACUGUUGCCUGCGAAAUCCGUGACCUGCUCGACACUACUAGGGAUACAGACACUUUACGAGUCCUUCCUUGGCUUAUUCCUACUCUUCUUGACCUCCUUCGCACCGGAGAGCCCGUCUUUCGCAAGGAUGUUCCUGAAUACCAGUUCCGCAAAACUCUGUUGGAAAUUUUAAUCCGUAUACCUGUUGGGGAGCCUGCUCGUGCUCAAUCUGCUUCCAUUAUCGAAUGCAUUCAUCAUCUUCUCCGAAAUGACAACGAAGACAAUGUUAUAUUGGCCUGCAAGGUCUAUAUGGACCUCGUCAAAAACUACAGGUGUAUCACGGAGGAAAAUAUGGCGAACUUCACUACCAUAUUUCAAGAAUCUCAGCAUCGAAUGGAGGCCGUUGCAAGCAAGUAUCUUGCAGAAGAUUCGGCCAUUGUGGAACCCAAUGAAGUCUUCCUCGGCAUGGACAGCCCUAAAGUUGUAGCCGAAAUGAGUUUGGAUAUGGCACUGUUCUCCCAAGCUUCUCGUGGCCAGAUAGCACCUACUAUAAAAGCUACCAUUCAGUCAUCAUUCAGCCUCCUCGAUGUCGAAUCUCCUGCGCAGAAAAAAGCUCGAAUCGAUGCGGAGGCCACGGGUUCUGUCUGGGCCGGGAUGUCUCCAACUGUGAAAAACCAUGCACUAUAUCACGACCUACUCAGUGCGCAAAUCAAGAUGCUUUCAUAUCUUGCUUUUGUGAUGCGACAUACUCCCGAACAAAGUGACAACUACGGAGAUCGACUUAUACUUCAUGCACUUCGUUUGCAGCAAGAUUGUCCAGCUAAUGGAAUUUUGUUGCGAAAGGAGCUUAUUGUCGUCUUUCGUCAUUUGAUGGCUACGCCUUAUCGACGAUCCUUAAUUCCACACUUGGACAAACUGCUUAAUGAGCGUCUUCUUGUUGGGGAAAGUCUUACGAGCAAGGAAAUGCUUCGAGCCCAAACAUACACUGCUAUCGCCGAUUUGUUCCAUCAUCUGAAGCCUGAACUCAGUAGCUCCCAAUUAACAAAAAUUGUGCACAUGUACUCUAGGCUUCUCCAUUAUCCCGCACUGGGCAACAAUCUCCAUACAUUGUUUGCCAAGGUUCUGAUAGGCCUCAGCGACGCCAUAGUGAAUAAGGAGACACCACAAAAUGCUGCCUUUCUGAUCACUUUAACGUUCAAUACUUGUCUUGACCGUUUAGAUGCUUUGACAGUGAUUCACGAGGAGAUUGCAGCAGCCGCAGAGAGGACCAAGAAUGGGGAAACAUCUAUCUUGAAUGACGCAUAUAUCGAAAAGGCGCGGCCUGUGGGUGGCGCUGUGUAUGCGCUAGAAAAACCUGAGGAAAUCAUGAUGGAAUCCCGUCUUCUGUUUCGCACAUUGCUGCACGGCUUUCGAGUAUGCCUCGCGACGUUAAAAAAGUGUGAAGGCCCGGCACCAGACGGUACUCUCAUUUGCAGAAUGUUCGAAGGUUGUAUACGAUGUAUGGCGUAUUUCGAGCUGGAUCCGCGCCCCAAUGAACCGGUCGACGUGAUUGAUUGGUUCGCUCCGAUUCUCAUGGAAGUCAAUCCGCAUGUCUUUCAAGAAGUUUGGACGCAAAAAAUUGAAUUCUUCUUCAAUUUUGCUCAGAAAAAGAUAAUUCUGCUGAACAUUUGUCAGGUCCUUUUUCAGAAAGACACCUGUUCACCGACGCUGUUGGCGAUAGUCCUCAAGUUCCUUGUUGACAGGUUACCGCUGCUAGGGGAAUAUGAUGAUCUCACAGCCGCCGCAACUAUCCGCUGGUUCAAGAUGACUUUCGGAUCUAUCACCCUUUUCCCUCUCUCCAACGAGCCAAUUCUGGCUUCUCAUCUGGCUAAGCUGCUUAUGGACUGCUUCCCAUUAGCUGUAAAAGCAUCGAAACCUACCCAUUAUUUCCUUCUUCUCAGGGCGUUAUUCAGAUCUAUCGGUGGCGGCGGAGGACGAUUCGAGCUUUUGUAUAAAGAAGUCCUUCCACUUUUACCAGAAAUGCUAGAGUGUCUCAAUCGCCAAUUCCUUUCAUCGGAAGGUCCCACCAGGGACAUGAUAGUCGAGCUUUGCCUCACUGUUCCACUCCGACUCACUCACCUUCUUCCCUAUCUCACGUAUCUCAUGCAACCCUUGGCCGUUGCAUUACGAGGGGGUCCUGAACUCGUUGCUCAAGGAUUGCGUACAUUGGAGCUUUGUAUUGACAAUCUUACUCCCGACUUUUUAGAUCCUACGCUCAAUAUCGUUUUGAGGGACCUGAUGGAUGCCCUCUCCAGUCACUUGAAACCACUCCCUGCUAAUCAUCACCUUGCCCACACCACUAUCCGUAUAUUGGGGAAGCUUGGGGGACGAAAUCGGAAGCUCUUGACGAAAGAGCCUGCCUUAAAGUAUAAACAUCAUUCAGAUGAUCCUAAAAUGACCAUUACAUUCCUCGGUGUUCAACAACAGAUCCUGAUGAGUCCUGGAGUGGUUCUGGCUCGUCAGAAUGUUACAAAAGGGCCUGUAGCUGCGGCAGCUCCUGCUUAUGAAUUUAUGGAGGCCGCGUUGUCCUCUCUCGUGAGCCAGGGUAUCAAAGGGCGUAAUGCAGAAGAACUUUUCGUAAGCACCCUCGAAGGUGCUUUUGACGCCGUUCAUAUUACUGAAGUUCAGGAAAAGGCUGAGUCUUUCAUUCGCAAGCUCUCACAAGCCGUGUUUGAUGCGGAGCUCAAAAGGGGGCCUUUCCGAGAAACUUCUUCGUAUCGAUCUUCGCCGUUGCUGUCGUCCUACCUCGAAGCACUUCCUUACGCCUUGGCUCGUACUCAAGCCGAUCAAGUCACGAAAGCUCGCGGCUUAAUAGCUUCCAUUGUACAGGACUUAGUCACGCACGCGAAGCAGAAUAAUAUCAUCAUGCAGGACGUAUAUCUCAUUUUGCAUCAAAUUACCAACAGGUUCACUGCUCUGUGCUUGGAUGAUUCCUGGUCACGAAAGAUCGCAGGAUGCGGUUGCAUCAAGAUGAUGACUGAAACGCCUGAGGUUGGUGUCAAGUGGGUACGCGACCGGGAAAUCGACCUCGUUCGUACUUUGCUUCACAUCUUGAAGGACCUCCCCGCGGACUUGCCUCAAGACGUGGACGAGAUUAUCGGAGUUCUUACAGAGGUCCUUAGAAUUGGAAGUUUAGACAUUGAUUUCCACUCUGAUGCUGGGGUCCAGGCACAGAUUCGAAGCAAGCUCAUUGCUUUGGUCGGUGUGUUUUUCCCUGAACUUCAGAGCGCUGUGCCUGUUGUCCGUCAGGCGGCUCAAGCAUGCAUCGAGUUCUUGGUGCAAUUGAGCGGAAGACCUGCCGUUGAGCUCCUUCUACCUCACCGGGACCGUAUGUUAAUCAGCAUUUUCACUAAGCCCUUACGAGCUUUGACAUUCCCGAUCCAAAUCGGGCUCAUAGAAGCGGUUCGAUACUGUGUCAGUCUCAACCCUCCGCUACUGGAUCUCAAUGAUGAAUUGCUCCGACUUCUUCAUGAAACUUUAGCAUUAGCUGAUGCAGAAGAUGCUGCCUUGCUCGGCCGAAGUAAUCCGAGACAGGGCAUAAUCGAAAUGACUAAACUUCGUGUCUCCUGCAUCAAGUUGUUAACUGCUUCAAUGCCUAUGACAGAUUUCUUCCAAAAACAUCCUCAAACAAGGCAAAGAGUCACCAGUGUCUACUUCAAAUCCCUCUAUUCCCCUUCUUCAGAAGUCAAGGACGUUGCUCACGAAGGCUUGAGAAUGGUCCUCGCUCAUCAGAGCAGGUUACCCAAGGAGCUUUUGCAAACUGGACUGCGCCCUAUCUUGAUGAACCUAGCGGAUCCCAAGCGAUUAUCUGUCCCUGGGUUGGAAGGUCUUGCUCGUUUGUUAGAACUUUUAACUAACUACUUCAAAGUCGAGAUUGGUCACAAACUCCUUGACCAUUUCCGUUUCGUUGCCGACCCUCAGAUGCUACAGGCUUCAUCCAGAUCGCCGUUGGGUGAAAACGAGGGCAUUACAAAGCUUGUCCGACUUGCAAAUAUCUUCCAUCUCUUACCUUCUGCGGCGAAUAUAUUCCUCGAUAGCCUGGUAAAUGCCAUUGUUCAGACCGAGGCCCAAAUGCACUUUUCCGGCCAGAGUCCGUUUUCUGAACCCUUGGCCAAAUACCUGGAUAGGUAUCCUGACGAAGGAGUGCAGUUCUUCAUCGACAAUCUGCACCUUCCUAGACAUUUGAGAACCUUACGAAGCAUUCUUCAAGCUAAGCUUUCUCCGAACGUGCAGCGUGUACUGGCUUCUCGCACAAACGCCAUUCUACGUUUGAGCCUCCAUGGCAACGAACCUUCCUCUCGCAUAAUACCUGCACUUUCUCUGUUCGCGGAUCUGGCAAGUCUCGAUCGUUGUUGGAUUUUAGAGCAUGACAACGUGAUCGAAGCACUUCUCACUUUGUGGGACACGGGUAUGCAACAGCCAGAACGAGAGACUAUCCAACGUCACACCUUGAUCAUGUCCAUUUUUCGUUCGACCCUUGAGAAAUCCUCGCGAAUAGAUCUCAUAUUCGCGCUCGUCGCUAUUUACAUCCGCAAUUUGGAAAUUGAUACAGUGCGAACAACUCAUUUCCUUUAUCAACAUGUUGCACUUAGCGAAGAUACCAUCUUCCAACGAAACAUCCUCCUCCGCUUCUUGACAUGGUUUGAUACAAGUUCGUGUACUUGGUCCCAUAAGGCUUACUUCAUACGCUACGUCGUCACUCCCACUCUACUGGUCCAAGCUGCACGGAAUCCUUCUAAACAACAUCUUCUAGACAUAUCUUACAUAGAUCGUCUGCACAGUCUUCUUUGGCGGCGCAUACUGGAAGAAAAUCCCUUCGCAGAGACCGAUGACAUGUUCAAAAUCGAAAUUCUACAUUUGACCACUGUUCUAGUUCAGCAUUACUCCUCAUUGGUGAACCAUGUCCAAAAGGAUAUUCUUAAAUGUGCCUGGCAUUUCGUUGGGUCUUGCGAUGAUCCGAUCGUGAAACAGACAGCGUUCCUCCUGAAUGCUCGUUUCUUCGCCGCUUUCCAAACACCCGCCAAGUUCAUUCUACGGACUUGGAGUGAACUACUUCGGGCACCACAAACGGAAGGCCGUGCAGUCCUACGACAGGAAGCUUUGGCUGUCCUUGCACCCUCCCUUCCUAAUGAACCUGCGGAGAACGGCUUUCCAAAAUGGGCAGUAACGGCGCGACGCUUGUUAGCGGACGAUUUCUCGCAAACUCUCGCCAUCUAUCAUCUCAUGAUAAAGCAGCCUGCUCUAUACUACCCUGUGCGCCGACUCUUCAUUACCUACAUGGUAAAUUCCCUAACCAAGCUCGGCUUGAUGUCUACAAGCAAUCAUGAAACCCGACUUCUGUCCAUUGAUAUAUUGCAGGUGAUAUUCGACUGGGAGCAACAAGCUUUACGUGAAAGGGAAGGCAAAGAUGUUUGGCUGACACCUUUGGGAUAUAGAGAAAAUAUGGUUAGCUAUCUGGUUAGACUAUCCACGAUAAUAAAUGAUCCUCCCGGCCGAGCGACGUUGGUUCCUCGCGCAUUGUCGCUACUUCAACAAAUGGUGGGACCUAGUGGCUGGACAGAUGUCGCCUUCGGUAUGCGAUUCUUCUCACGAGUGUUGGAGAUGAGUGAUCUGACCUCCGAAACGGCGUUAGCGUCUGCCGUAGCAUCCGCGAAGGUUCUUCAAGUUAUAGCAUCAGAGCAAAGCGACGAGUGGUGGAACUCGAAUGGGGCCGUAUUGCAGAAGCUCAUUCGGAAAGGCCUGCUAACUGACGAAUACGGUCUUCAUGAUGCCCUUCAUCCAAUCUUCGACCGCCUCGCCCGUAUGUAUCCUCUUCCGAAAGAAGAGGAAGACCCUCAAGGCGAGAUGGGAGACUUCCAUUCCUGGAUUUAUUCCUCCAUAAGCGACGGUUUGCGGAAUACCACGACGCUACGUGGCGUAUUGAUGAUGCUGAAAUCAAUCGUCCAGGUAGUUCCAGAACGCAUUGAGCAUUUCAGUCCCCAUUUGAUGAAACUGCUUGGGAAAAUUCUGAAAGAACAUGUGUCUAGCUCUACCACCAUUGUAAAUGUAAUGGAUACAAGCGCUCGACUUCUCGUCUCGGUCCUCGAUAUCUGCGAAAUAUCGGUGGCUUUUUUAGGGGAACAGAGGAAGUGGCUUAUGAGCAAUCUGGUUGUUAUGGUGGAAAAGUCCAAGAACGUCGCUCUUUGCCGUUACAUUUUGGAAUUAGUCAAGUCGUGGUGUUUCGUCAAACGAGAAGUCUACCCUACGAUGAAGGAGAAGGCGUCGCUGUUACUCAAAAUGGUAACUUUUGAGCUCAAAAAUGAAGCUCUGUUCAACUCGUUCCUCGAACUUGUGUACGAGAUUUACACCGAACCUUCAUUACGGCGGAGCGACUUGACUGCGCGCCUGGAGCCGUUGUUCUUUGUUGGAUGUCGUUCGAAGGAUUUUGCACUCCGUGAACGUUUCUUGGAUCUCUUGGACGUCAGCGUACCUAGGUCACUUUUCAGCCGCUUGAUGUAUAUCUGCGCAGUCCAGAGCUGGGAGCCUGUUGCUGAUCACAAUUGGCUGCACAUUGCCCUUCACCUAUUACUGGGUGCCACCGACCAAGACGGUUCAGUAUUACCCGAACGAAGAAUGUCCAUUUCUCCUCUUAUCACCCGUCCAAAAACUCAGGAGCUUGUACGUCCAAUGCUGCGUUUAGUAUCAGCUACGCCUCAGAGUGUCCACGACAUGUGGGUAUCGGUUUUUCCUGCUGCUUGGGCGUGCCUUUCCCGACGUGAACAAGCCGACCUCACACAACAUAUGAUCAAUCUACUCAGUAAGGAGUACCAUAUCAAGCAAGCUGAAAUGCGGCCAAAUGUUAUUCAAACUGUGCUUACUGGGCUGCAUGCAUGCACUCCUCCCAUGAUUCUUCCUCCCCAUCUCAUCAAAUAUCUUGCCAAAACAUUUGGUGCAUGGUACAUCGCGCUGGAAAUUCUUGCGAGCUCGCUGGAGUAUCUGAAAGACGAUGAGCUCACUCUCCGUGAUAAUGCCCUUGAUUCUCUUGCUGACGUUUAUUCGGAGCUUGCAGAGGACGAUAUGUUUUAUGGCCUUUGGCGACGUCGCUGUCUUCAGCCAGAGACAAAUAAUGCCAUUGCACUGGAACAAAAUGGUAUGUGGGAUCAGGCAAUGAAUGCCUACGAAACAGCACAGCAGCGUGCACGGAGUGGUGCCAUACCUUACACUGAGCAGGAAUAUUGCCUAUGGGAAGACCAUUGGAUUCUCUCGGCAGAGAAACUUCAACAAUGGGACCUUUUAUAUGAACUCGGUCGUAAUGAAGGGAAUCACGAUUUGAUCCUGGAGAGCGCAUGGAGGGUAAAAGACUGGCUGGAGAACCGAGAGGCACUCGAGGAUCAUAUUGCUCAACUUCCCGAGGUGCCCACUCCACGAAGACGAGUCUUUGAAGCCUUCAUUGCGCUGUUAAAACUCCCGUCACCCCUUGAAAAAAAUUCCGAGUUUACCGUGAUCCUCGAAGACGCCAUGCAGUUAACACUCCGAAAAUGGGUCUCUUUACCUCCGCAUCUGUCUCCGGCGCAUGUCCCUUUACUCCAACAUUUCCAGCAAUUCGUUGAAUUGCAGGAAGCUGUGCAGAUAUUUGGAUCUUUGGCUUCGACUAAUGCUCAAAACCUUGAGAAAAAAUCAUCGGAGCUCAAAAUGGUUUUGCAAGCCUGGCGGGAGCGUCUACCCAAUGUUCACGAUGAUAUCAGCAUCUGGAGCGAUCUUGUAGCCUGGAGACAAAAUGUCUUCCACUCCAUCAAUAAUGCCUACAUACCUCUCAUCACACCCUCAACGCAGACUGGUGCUGCGAACACGAACACGGCUGGUUAUCGAGGAUAUCACGAAACGGCCUGGAUAAUCAACCGUUUUGCCCAUGUUGCCAGGAAACACGAUCUCCUCGAUGUCUGCCACACGGCUUUGGCGAAAAUAUAUACACUACCCAACAUUGAGAUCUCAGAGGCAUUCCUGAAACUCCGCGAACAAGCUCGCUGUUAUUAUCAAAAACCUAAUGACUUACAAGCUGGACUGGAAGUUAUCAACAAUACAAAUCUUGGGUACUUCUCCGUAUCGCAGAAGGCUGAGUUCUUCACCCUCAAAGGGUUAUUCCAUGCUCGUUUCGGCCGCCAUGAGGAAGCGAAUGCUUCAUUUGGCCAAGCGGUUCAGAUGGACAUGAGUCAAGCGAAGGCGUGGGCUGAAUGGGGGCGAUGGAAUGACCGCAUGUUCAAAGAGCAUCCCAAUGAUUUAUCAUAUGCGGGAAAUGCAGUUAGUUGUUAUCUUCAAGCUGCAGGACUAUACAAAAGUGGCAAAAGUCGGCCUCUUCUUGCUCGAGUACUCUGGCUCUUGAGCAUCGAUGACACUUCUUUCACCGUUUCCCGUGCAUUCGACACUUACAAAGGCGAGGCCGCAUUUUGGUUUUGGAUUACCUUAAUACCACAGCUUUGCUCCUCCCUUUCUCACCGCGAAGUGAAACAAGCUCGUUACGUGCUGCUGAACUUGGCUAGACUUUAUCCACAGGCGUUGUUUUUCAAUUUAAGGACUACUCGCGAAGAGGUACUCAGCACGAAGAGGAUGGUAUCCCGUCCUUCCGUGCCUUCAGCCCAGACGACUCCCGUCCGAGCCUCUGAGUCAUCUUCGACAAAUGGAAGCGGAAGUGAUGUUCCCGGGUCAGGGUCGGACCCAAAUAACUCUCAGACCUCAUUACCCUCUGCAGAUAAUGCCCAAGGUAUUGGCGCAUCGCAGAAUGGGUCACAAUUCGUGGCUGAUGCUGCUGUACACCGCCCAACUUGGGACUGUGUAGAAGAAUUAGUCCAGAAUCUGAAAACUUCAUUCCCUCUUCUCAUUCUGAGCCUCGAAACAUUGGUGGAUCAGAUAAUCAAUCGAUUUAAGCCAAGUCACGAAGAGGAUAUCUAUCGGCACAUCUGUAUGCUACUACAAGAUGCGUUACAGCAUUAUAUGGUCCGAGUAAAUCAAACUGAAGACGAUGGUUCGCUCACUGCUUCAACUGUUGCUAACCUACAUCGUUUGGCACAAGGGAUAACUCACCCUCAGGUUAAGAAAGAAUACGAAGAAGACUUUAUCACAGCCAAAUUCACUCAUUAUGAGUACAUUCAGCGUUUACAACAAUGGCGGGACAAGUACGAGGUACUCCUCGAUGGCCGUCCACGGGUUCAACCGCUCGAUAGUCUUAGCCAUUACCUCACUGAGUUCCAGUAUAGCAAGGUUGAUGAGUUGGAUGUUCCUGGGCAGUAUACGGAGGACAAAGAUAAUAAUCAGAAUUUCAUCAAGAUACAAAAACUCGUGCCAAAAUUCGAGAAUACUCGAUCCCAGGGCUGCUGCUGGAAGCGCAUCACCAUUCACGGGAGUGAUAAUUCCCGUAUUCCAUUCCUUGUACAGCUUCCCUAUCACAGAACAUUCCGCCGUGAGGAGAGAGUAUCCCAAGUCUGCCGAACGUUCAAUGGGGUCCUCGCUCGGAAAAAAGAAACUCGCAAGAGGAACCUCAACUUCCAUUUACCAGCUGCAAUAUCAUGUAGUCCGAACAUACGACUGUAUCAGUUGGAUUCAUCAUACAUAUCGUUUUUAGACAUAUUCGAACUUCACUGCGAAUCAAUGGGUUUCCAGCGGGAGGAUCCGAUAUUAUACUCAUGCGAAAAGGUUAAGAAAGUGAUGCGGGAAGUCAAGCAGUCUGGGCGUCAGUUCAACAAAACCGAUUAUUUAGCCUUGAAAAAGAAUGUCGUCGAUGAGGUCUCCAGCAAGAUGGUUCCAGAUGAUGUGCUCAAUCGGUACAUGAUACGGACAAUGGAUGGGCCGAGUUCGCUUUGGCGUAUGCGCAAACAAUUCGCCCUGCAACACGCAGCGAACUGUUUUAUGACGUUCGUCUUCUUCAUGUCAAGCCGCGGCCCGGCUCGAUUCCACGUUUCACGUUCUACCGGUCUCACUGUCAUGACUGAGUUUCUCUCAGGAUUAGCAGCGCAACAACCGAUAUUUUCUUCCAGCGACGUCGUUCCAUUCCGCUUCACUCCCUCCUUACAGACUUUCCUUGGCCCCAUUGUCACCGAAGGCGUAUUCGCACCCAGUUUAAUGGCAAUAGGUCGUUCUUUGACAGAGACUGAGUAUGCAUUGGACACUCCUCUUCGUCUUUUCGCUCGCGACGAGAUAUGUGCCUGGCUUAUACAACGUAAUCGCCCAGUGACCGUCGAUCAAAAUUUCCGUCAGGCUGUCAACUUGUGCAUCGACGCAGUGACAACUAGAGCAGAGGCCAUGGCUUGUAAAGUAGACCGAGAACAGGCAGCAACAGGUUCCGUCCCGGCGCUUCAAACCGUGACGAGCACGAUCUCAGCAGCUACAAAUCCCAUUCAAUUGACGAAGAUGGGAGAGACAUAUUAUCCAUGGUUUUGA
Lentinula edodes (shiitake mushroom) is the source of this 10539-nucleotide messenger RNA. RefSeq lists its product as uncharacterized. Gene Ontology annotation, molecular function: protein binding; transcription coregulator activity. Gene Ontology annotation, cellular component: SAGA complex; nucleus; NuA4 histone acetyltransferase complex. The coding region runs from base 1 to 10539 and encodes 3512 amino acids. The transcript is spliced from 19 exons. Lineage: Eukaryota; Fungi; Basidiomycota; Agaricomycetes; Agaricales; Omphalotaceae. Gene Ontology annotation, biological process: DNA repair; regulation of DNA-templated transcription. The record is from RefSeq and is a predicted model, not a curated record.